AUGGCUGGGCCCCACGCCGGAGGUGAGAGCCCGCGACUCUCCAAAAUCCCCUUCUGGCGCCUGGUCUUCGACCAGAAAGUGAUCACAGAAGAAGUGGCUUCAUUUCCCUAUCCGGGCUCUGGCACCGAUGAAGACCCCUACGUUGUAACGUGGUUACCGCGAGACCCUCGCAACCCGAUGAACUUCAGCGCCGUCAAGAAGUGGUCGAUUACGAUUCUAGUGUCUUUUGUGACGCUAGCUGUUGCCCUAGUCUCGUCCGCAUUCUCUGGAGGCAUUGGCCAGAUUGUGGCACAUUUUGACGUGGACGAGGAAAUCGCUAUUCUCGGCGUGUCGCUGUUCGUACUGGGCUUCGCUAUCGGACCCUUGAUUUGGGCGCCGCUCAGUGAGAUCUUCGGCCGGCGUCAUAUCUUCACGAUCAGUUUUGCGUUUUUGACAGCGUUCAAUGCCGGCGCGGUUGGUGCUCAGAAUAUCGAGACUUUAAUCAUUCUGCGGUUCUUCGCGGGAUGUUUUGGCUCAUCACCUUUUGGCAACGCUGGUGGAACGAUUGCCGAUAUGUUCACUGCAUCGCAGCGUGGCAUUGCUAUUAGCCUUUUCGCAGCGGCACCCUUCUUAGGACCGACCAUCGGCCCUAUCAUUGGAGGCUUUCUGGCUACCGGGGCAGGUUGGCGCUGGGUCGAAGGCUUCCUUGCUGCUCUCUCUGGUGCCCUUUGGUUGUGUAUUGUUUUUCUGUUGCCCGAGACGUACACUCCAGUCCUCCUGCGGCGGCGGGCAGCAAAGCUGUCAGAAAUCACAGGGAAGGUUUACCGAAGCAAACUCGAUAUCGAACGCGGCCCGAUUCCCAUGGGCAAGACCUUGAAAUUGGCUCUGUCCCGCCCAUGGAUCUUGUUAUUCCGUGAACCUAUCGUGUUUCUCCUGUCCAUUUACAUGUCCAUCAUUUAUGGAACGCUUUAUAUGCUCUUCGCAGCGUACCCGAUCGUCUUCCAGGAGGUUCGUGGGUGGAGCGAAGGCGUGGGUGGCCUCGCAUUCCUCGGGAUCCUGGUGGGUAUGCUCAUGGCUGUCGCAUACACUUUCCCAGAAAACAUGCGAUACGCGAAGAAGUGCAGCGAGACGACCGACCGGCUCCCACCAGAGGUGCGGCUGCCACCUAGUAUGGUCGGGGGUAUCGCUCUGCCCGUCGGACUCUUUUGGUUCGCGUGGACGAACUAUCCUAGUAUCCACUGGAUGGCUUCCAUUGCUGCAGGUGCGCCGUUCGGCUUCGGCAUGGUUCUCGUGUUUCUGAGUGUGUUCAACUACCUCAUUGAUUCCUACACCAUUUUUGCUGCCUCGGUUUUGGCAGCAAACUCGGCUCUUCGAUCGCUGUUCGGAAUGGCCCUCCCUCUUUUCACAACUUAUAUGUACCGGAAUUUGGGCAUCCACUGGGCAUCUUCUAUUCCAGCUUUCUUGUCGUUGGCAUGCGUGCCAUUUCCGUUCAUCUUUUUCAAAUAUGGCGCUCAGAUUCGCCAGCGAUGUACUUUUGCCGCCGAGGCAGAUGCUUUCAUGCGCCGCCUUGCGGAGAAGAAUAACGCUGAGACUCGACCCGAGGAGCCGGCCGCGCAGAAUGAGAUCGAGAAAAGUCAUCCCUCUGCUGAUGUCUCGGAGGAUACCAGCGAUCGUGAAAGCCUGUCAACCGUUCCUUCGCGCAUCACCUUGGGACUGUACGCAUCGCGAACGUCUCGUCAGUCGGGACGGUCGUUGCAUCGCACCGCUACGGCGACACAGUACGAGGAGAAUCCGUAUGACCUUGACUUGGUCAACACUCGACAGUCGGCGAUCAGUGGGCAUCGGCACGAUUGA
Penicillium canariense is the source of this 1833-nucleotide messenger RNA. Its product is annotated as MFS transporter. The record is from RefSeq and is a predicted model, not a curated record. Lineage: Eukaryota; Fungi; Ascomycota; Eurotiomycetes; Eurotiales; Aspergillaceae. The transcript has a single exon. Bases 1 to 1833 code for a protein of 610 amino acids. Gene Ontology annotation, molecular function: transmembrane transporter activity. Gene Ontology annotation, biological process: transmembrane transport.